This is a messenger RNA of Antrostomus carolinensis (chuck-will's-widow), 1299 nucleotides long. It is a transcript of the gene SLC38A11, whose product is annotated as solute carrier family 38 member 11. Lineage: Eukaryota; Metazoa; Chordata; Aves; Caprimulgiformes; Caprimulgidae. The transcript has 11 exons. Gene Ontology annotation, molecular function: L-amino acid transmembrane transporter activity. Gene Ontology annotation, biological process: amino acid transmembrane transport. The record is from RefSeq and is a predicted model, not a curated record. Bases 127 to 1299 code for a protein of 390 amino acids. Gene Ontology annotation, cellular component: membrane.
ACAGAUGACCAAACAGCCCUUGUUAGUAAGCCCAGGAAUAAAAGAGGAAACAGUGAUCUGGCAUCAGCUGGAUUUAACAUUAUCAACUCUAUCAUAGGAUCAGGCAUUAUAGGAUUGCCAUAUUCGAUGAAAGAAGCUGGUUUUCCACUAGGAGUACUGCUUCUACUUGGGGUUGCCUUUAUCACAGAUUAUUCCAUUAUAUUACUGAUCAAAGGAGGAAAUCUCUCCAGUACCAACACCUAUCAAGAGCUGGUCAGAAAAACAUAUGGUCUUGUAGGUUAUCUAAUUCUUUCAACUCUUCAAUUUUUAUAUCCAUUUAUUGCUAUGAUUAGUUACAACAUAAUAACAGGAGACACUUUAACUAAAGUUUUCCAGAGAAUUCCUGGAGUUGCACCAGAUAAUGUGCUUACUGACCGUCACUUCAUAAUUCUUCUUACCACCAUCAUCUUUACCUUGCCUAUAUCUUUAUAUAGAGACAUAGCAAAACUGGGAAAGGUAUCUCUUAUUUCUCUGAUUUUAACCAUUGUCAUCCUGGUUAUUGUGAUGGUGAGAACAGUAACAUUAAGUCCACAAGUACCCAAAUCAGAAAAUGCAUGGAUAUUUGCAAAAUCAAAUGCAGUACAAGCUGUUGGGGUGAUGUCAUUUGCAUUCAUCUGCAACCAUAACAGCUUUUUAAUAUACGGGUCUCUGGAAGAACCCACAUUAAAGAACUGGUCUCGAGUCACACAUGUGUCUGUCUCACUUGCUUUUGUUAUCAGUGUAGUGUUUGCUGCAUUUGGAUAUAUGACUUUUACAGGAUACACAGAAGGAGAUAUAUUUGAAAACUACUGUAGAGAUGACAACCUUGCUACAUUUGGAAGGUUUUGUUAUGGAGUUACUGUAAUUCUGACCUUCCCCCUUGAAUGUUUUGUGACCAGAGAGGUGAUUGCCAAUGUGUUUUUCCAUGGGAACCUCUCAACACUUUUCCAUAUUGUUGUGACAGUAGUUAUUGUUGCUGUGGCGACCGGUGUAUCAUUAGUGUAUGAUUGCCUUGGAAUAGUUUUAGAGCUGAAUGGAGUUCUGAGUGCUACCCCACUUGUUUUUAUCAUCCCAACAGUGUGUUAUCUAAGGCUGUCCAAAGACCGAUGGAACCAUUCAGAUAACAUCCUAUCCUGCCUGAUUCUUGCUGUCGGUGUGCUAGUGAUGACAGUUGGGUUUGUUUUGACUAUCUUGCGUCCCCAGGAAUGUAGCCAUGGAAAAGAAAUGUUCUACUGCUUCCCUAGUAAUGUUUCUUUUCACAACAGUACACUUCCACCAUAG